AUGGCUGCCCCUGCUUCCAACUACAAAGUCGCUGACAUCUCCCUCGCCGCUUUCGGCAGAAAGGACAUUGAGUUGUCCGAAAACGAAAUGCCCGGCUUGAUGUACAUCAGAAAGAAGUACGGACCAUCCCAGCCAUUGAAGGGUGCCAGAAUUGCCGGCUGUUUGCACAUGACUAUCCAGACCGCUGUGUUGAUCGAGACCUUGGUUGCUCUCGGUGCCGAGGUCACCUGGAGUUCUUGUAACAUUUUCUCCACCCAGGACCACGCCGCUGCUGCCAUUGCCGCCGCCGGUGUUCCCGUCUUUGCUUGGAAGGGUGAGACCGACGAGGAGUACUUGUGGUGUAUCGAGCAGCAAUUGUUCGCUUUCAAGGACGACAAGAAGUUGAACUUGAUUUUGGACGACGGUGGAGACUUGACCACCUUGGUCCACGAGAAGUACCCCGAGAUGUUGGAGGGCUGUUUCGGUUUGUCCGAGGAGACCACCACUGGUGUCCACCACUUGUACAAGAUGCUCAAGAACGGCAACUUGAAGGUGCCUGCUAUCAACGUCAACGACUCCGUGACCAAGUCCAAGUUCGACAACUUGUACGGCUGCAGAGAGUCCCUUGUUGACGGUAUCAAGAGAGCUACCGACGUCAUGAUCGCCGGUAAGGUUGCUGUUGUCGCUGGUUUCGGUGAUGUCGGUAAGGGUUGCGCCAUGGCUUUGGCCGGUAUGGGUGCUCGUGUCAUUGUCACCGAGAUUGACCCCAUCAACGCCUUGCAAGCCGCUGUCUCCGGCUACCAGGUUGCUCCUAUGGAGGAGGUUGCCGCCAUUGGCCAAAUUUUCGUCACCACCACUGGUUGCCGUGACAUCCUCACUGGCGAACACUUCUCUCAAAUGCCAGAGGACGCCAUCGUUUGUAACAUUGGUCACUUUGACAUUGAGAUUGAUGUCGCUUGGUUGAAGGCCAACGCCGAGUCCGUUGUCAACAUCAAGCCUCAAGUCGACAGAUUCUUGAUGAAGAACGGCCGCCACAUUAUCUUGUUGGCCGAGGGUAGAUUGGUCAACUUGGGUUGCGCCACCGGCCACUCCUCUUUUGUCAUGUCCUGUUCUUUCUCCAACCAGGUCUUGGCCCAGAUUGCUUUGUUCAACGCCGAGAACGAGGAGUUCAGAUCUCAGUUCCCUGAGUUUGGCAAGAACGGUAAGUUCGAUGUCGGUGUCCACUUGUUGCCAAAGAUCUUAGACGAGACUGUCGCCAAGUGCCACUUGGACCACUUGGGCGCUAGAUUGUCCACCUUGACCGACACUCAAGCCGAGUACUUGGGCAUUCCAAAGGAGGGUCCAUUCAAGGCCGAUAUUUACAGAUACUAA
This is a messenger RNA of Metschnikowia bicuspidata var. bicuspidata NRRL YB-4993, 1350 nucleotides long. It is a transcript of the gene SAH1, whose product is annotated as adenosylhomocysteinase. NCBI's taxonomy places the organism in Eukaryota, Fungi, Ascomycota, Pichiomycetes, Serinales, Metschnikowiaceae. Bases 1 to 1350 code for a protein of 449 amino acids. Gene Ontology annotation, biological process: L-methionine cycle. The record is from RefSeq and is a predicted model, not a curated record. Gene Ontology annotation, cellular component: cytosol. The transcript has a single exon. Gene Ontology annotation, molecular function: adenosylhomocysteinase activity.